AUGCAGCUACUUUCGCUUGUCGGUUAUUACAAGUCCCGGAGCAGAGCUCCCCGGGCCGUGUGGUUCACUAAGACGGACGUUUUCGGCCACCCCUCCAGCUCUUUAGACGCCCUCGGGGGACCCCGACCCGGCCUGCUGAACCCUCAGCUCAGCGGCGGCCGCUCGCUGCAGGUGGCUUCAGACUGGGAAGCGGGCUCCCUCCUCCGGGACCCUCCCCCGUGCAGAAAAAGGUGGAAAAGGAAGCCCUCCCCUGUGGUAGACGGCGAGGCUUUGGGGGCCGUCCUGGAGCCGCUGGUGGUCCGGGUCAAUGAGAGCACCCCGGAGGUGGUGCAGGGCGUCCUCCCAGAGUGCGGCUGGGACAAGUUCUAUAAGUGGGAGCAGAGCAGGGAGAACUGGAACCUGUACGUGUGGGCAUCCUCAUUCCGCAUGGCCGAGCACGCCCACAUCAAGCCCUGGCAGGGCCUGAACCUACCGGGCACCACCGAGCUCACCAGGAGGGACCACUUGGCCCAACAGAUGAAGCACAUGGAGCGGCUGUAUGGCUCCCCCCUCUACGAGUUCCUGCCCCCGACGUGCGUCACGGCCACUGACCACGGCAAGCGUGUGGCCCGGUGCUUCAGGGAGAAGCAGGUGCCGGGCGCCCAGCGCAGCUACUGAUGUAAGGCUGCCCCGCUGUCUCGAGGGAGCGGAAUAAUCCUUUUCAGCGACGGCAAAGACUUGAUGAAGUACAUCUGCCACCCUCUGCUCGUGGGGCACAAAUGUGGCCUCCGCGUUCACGUUUGUGUCACUGGCUUUAAGCCGCUGACCAUCUCUGUCUACCGGGCAGGGCUGGCGCGCUUUGCCACGGAGAAGUUUGACCUCAGUAACUUGCAGAACUGUUACGCCCGCCUGACCACCAGCAGCAUCAGUCAGUCUGGGGCCUCGUAUGAGCAGGUCAAGGAGGUGGGAGGCAGCGGCUGCAAGUGGACCCUCAGCCACUUCUUCUUGUACCUGUGCAGCUGCAGUGUGGACCGCCGGCCUCCGUGGCCGAAAAUCAGCCACGUGGUGAUCCUCACCGUGCUGGCCAUCGCGCCCUCGGUCCCCUUCGCGGCCAACCGCUUCGAGUUCUUUGGAUUGGAUAUUCUUUUUUUUUUUGCUAUUUCUUUGUGGCUGUUAGAGGUCAGCUGCCGCCCGGCCGUGUCCCUGGCCUGUCCAACAGACGUCUCGGUGAAGAGGAAACUUAUCCACGACACCACUGAGCUGAUCCACCUGCACGCCCUCAGGAAUGAGAGAAAGGAGAGCCGUCGGGGGGCGGGGGGCAAAUGGAAGUUCCCGUGUCUCCCUGGCUCGUAGAGAUGAAGGGCGUCAGGCAGCACCUGCAGCCCUCUGCCCUACGAGUCUCUCUCACAAUUCGCCAGCAGACAAACACUUCAUAAGGAAGGAUCGGCUGCAAAGAAAGCAGUAAGAAUGUGCCCUGAAAAUGAACACACCUCCCAGCCCAGAGGAAGAGGGACCAGGAAGAAGAAAGCUCUCGUAGCAACAAGCGAGCCUCCCAAAGCCAGGGCCAGGCACCCGGCCCGCACGACGUUCCUCCCCCGCGUGUCGCUUGAACCGACCUGCAGCUGCAAGGCCGGCGUCGCCCUGUGCGUCCAGCCCAACAGCCUGGUGCCCGAUCUCCAGGCAGGCAACCUUGUUCUCAUUUUCCCCUUCAGUGAAGCGACUUUUGGAGCUUCCAGGGAUGUGAAGGUCAAAAGAGCAAUCCUAGAGCUCCAGAAACUAAUAAAUCAGCAACACUCCCAAGUGGCAGAAAGGAAAAUAAAAAGAACGUAA
Messenger RNA from Phacochoerus africanus (Common warthog), 1809 nucleotides. It is a transcript of the gene TTLL2, whose product is annotated as tubulin tyrosine ligase like 2. Lineage: Eukaryota; Metazoa; Chordata; Mammalia; Artiodactyla; Suidae. Gene Ontology annotation, biological process: microtubule cytoskeleton organization; protein polyglutamylation. The record is from RefSeq and is a predicted model, not a curated record. Gene Ontology annotation, molecular function: tubulin-glutamic acid ligase activity; tubulin binding. Gene Ontology annotation, cellular component: cilium.